AUCGGGUGGGUUCAGAAAACGAAAGCAUGACAAUUUUCCACAUGGUCAAAGAAGAGAGGAGAAAGAGAAUGUUAAUCCAUCUUCAGCUUUGAUGACAUCUUUUAAAUCCUUUCAGCUGGAGCUCGACACCAGGCACGAUAAGUACGAACGGCUUGUGAAGCUCAGUCGUGACAUAACUAUCGAAAGCAAAAGAACAAUAUUUCUGCUCCACAGGUUUACCAGUGCUCCCAAUGGGGAAGAAAUACUGAAUGAAUCUGAAGUCAAGCUAGAUGCUGUCCGACGGAAGAUUAAGCAGGUUGCACAAGAACUGAUUGGAGAAGACAUGUAUCAGUUCCACAGAGCUAUAUCUCCAGGACUUCAAGAAUAUAUUGAGGCAGUCUCAUUCCAGUACUUUAUCAAAACACGAUCUUUGAUUAGUGUUGAAGAGAUCAACAAACAACUAAUAUUUUCAGCGGAAGACAGAGAAGAAACAACAAACAUGACGUCCAGUUCCCGUGACAACCAACCCCUCACCUGGAGCCUGAAGGUGACGCCGGUGGAUUACCUGCUGGGCGUGGCUGACCUGACCGGAGAGCUGAUGCGGCUGUGCAUCGGCAGCGUGGGGAACGGGGACAUAGACACCCCUUUCGAGCUCAGCCACUUCUUGCGCCAGAUUUACGACGGCUUCACCUUCAUCGGCAACACGGGACCUUACGAAGUGUCUAAGAAGCUGUACACCUUGAAACAGAGUCUGGCAAAAGUGGAGAACGCCUGCUACACGUUAAAAGUACGGGGAUCUGAAAUCCCAAAGCACAUGCUAGCUGAUGUGUUCUCCACCAAAGCGGAAUUGAUUGACCAAGAGGAGGGCCUGCCUUAAAAUAAGGAGACUAUUGCGACUCAGAAGGGAAGAGGACUUAGAGAAAGCUUUUUAGUUAUGGUUUGUGGGAGUUUGACCCUCCUCAAAGUUUCUUAGGUAGAGACACUUUUAGUUUUAUCUAUGAGAAGAUGGUUUGCCGUGGUAAUUUGUAACCAAAAAUACUUUUUAUGAUGUGCAAGAGAACAAAUGUUUUGACUCGGUCCUCUCGAUGUGGAAUUCUCUGUAUUGCUCUGCUGUGUCUUCUUCCAGAAUGACCAAAAUUUCCACUGUGCUCUACACCAGUGACGGUCAAUUGUGUGGGUCAUCUCAAACUAUUGUGGUUGCUGUUACCAGUUUCCAGCAAGCACAACAGUGGAAAAAAGUAUGGUUAGAUACUGUUAUUUAGCAUUAUCCAUAGGUUUCUGCUGACCCAUUUUCUGAGGUUUUGGGUUCU
Molecule: messenger RNA, 1289 nt
Organism: Merops nubicus (carmine bee-eater)
Lineage: Eukaryota; Metazoa; Chordata; Aves; Coraciiformes; Meropidae
Gene: TSNAX
Product: translin-associated factor X
Exons: 5
Coding region: 92-856 (254 amino acids)
Cellular component (GO): cytoplasm; nucleus
Molecular function (GO): RNA binding; sequence-specific DNA binding; RNA endonuclease activity
Source: RefSeq, a predicted model, not a curated record